CACUGGAUUAUGGUCUGUGGGCAUAGUAGUCCGUGAUCUCCGGAAUGGAAACUGUGGUCGGGUUUUGAAGUGAGGCGUUUAAAUGUGAAGUGAAAGUAGUUGGAUAUUUCAAUUUUAAAUAAUGAAACUUAAAGGAGACAUAAUUUAUAAUAAAGCAUUGUGGGUUAUAAUAUCUGGCACAAACACAAAUGCAUCUGCAGAUGUUGUUUCUCAUGAGCUGAAACGAGCUCAAAAUCAACUUCAGAAUGGGUUGAAUCAUUUCAAAGACCCCAGUAAAGAAUCUGAGGCUGAAUUCAAGAGCCAGGUGUCUGAUUCAGUUUUCAAAUUUACUAUGAGGCUAAAAAGAUUCUUGGGACUUGAUAUAAAUCAGGCAUGGGACUUCAUGUGUAACUACCUACUGUAUGAGUUCCGUGGUGCUGAAGAAGGACUGCAGGAAUUUAUUGGAAGUGAAACAAGAACAACAGUGUUGUUGUCAGAUAUAUGGUUGUUCUACUGGAGUGAACGCUUGUUCCUUCUCAAGUGUAUAAAUGUUCUCUUAACGUUUCACAGUGACAAAGGCCAUCCUUAUCAGAAUCUUUUUGCAAGUAUACUGUGCCCAGAAGAGCAACCUUUAUUUUGUGACUCGCUGAUAUCACAGCUGGGUAAACUGGUGAGUCUUGAUUAUCCAACUCCGGAGUCACAUGGCACUCUGAUGUCAGAUCAAUUCCAGAAUCUGUGGGUGAUGGCUGUGUUACGUGAAGAACUUGAGUUAGUACAGAACUUGCUGCUUUAUGUUGAUAGCUGUGAACUACAGCUUGAAAGCUUUGUAAAGCUCUUCAAGAUCAUUUUGCAACAUAACUUUGGUCAAGAUCAUCUGUUUGGGGUGCUGCUCAAUGAUAGUCAUGCAGACAUCAUUAAGAAAAUUCGCAAUAUGGAGGUCUUACUUGUGUUGCGUGCAUUGGCAGUUCUAGGAACAAGUGGCAAAAUGUGGGAUGAAAGUCAGUAUGUGAAACUGGAGGAGGUUAUACUGCUCCUGGGGGCCCAACCAGAGCAUGGCCCAAUCAACAUGGCUUGGAUGCUUGUCAAUUUCUCUGGUCCAAAUGGUGAAGAGGUUUUCGAUAACUUUCGGCGGUUUGGAGAGCUUGCUCUCAAAGCAGAAUGCUUUGUAUUCCUAGAACAGAUUCUAAGACACAAAAUGUUUAAGUUGAUGGAAUACCUAAGCUCUUUGCCUGCCUUCUCUGAAGUCCUGGAGCCGAGGGUACUCACCACGCAUAUGAUCGAGAACCCACCAGGAGAAUGGCAGUUAACUUCGGCACACCAACCCAUGGAACACAUACCAUUUGUCAUUCAGCCAGGGACAAAGGGUAUUUUCAAUGAAGAAGAUCCAUCAAGCAUUGUCUGGAAAUGCAGAUUCAACUUCUUCCACGCAGUGCAUCAUGAAAUACUUUCACUUAUAUCACAGGUGCAGGCUCCUGUCGGAUCCAAAACACUAAAUAAUGUCAUAUCUUCACUCAAGUCUUUAACUAAUCUACUGAAGUCAAAAUGCAGGAUAACUGAUGAAAUGAUUGGUCCCCUGGAGACAGUGUUUGUGUUGGCUGACAGGUUCUGUCAAUUAUCAAAUCCUCCAUCUGUGCUUCUGGCAUCAUGUCUGGAUUGUAUGAUGGCACUGAUGUCCUUCUUCCCAGAAGAAGUUUGCACUCGUAUCUCAAAAUUGCAGUUCCUUCCCGGUCUCUAUUAUUAUAACCCAACUCUGAUUGAGUGUAUCCACGCUGAACAUACCAACCUCUUCGUGCUGGGUACACUGGUAGUCACACAGGAGCGGUCGCAUGGGACAUACCCCCUGUUGAAAAGCUAUCUACAGUUCAUACACAGACUGAUGAAGCCAGGGUCUGAAGUAGAAGACCUGAACAGUUCAUCAACUCUCAUCGAUGAAGAUGCAGUGCAAAGCCGAAUUCGUCUAGUGCUUCCAGGAGUGGUUUUCAUACUGAGAGAUGUUUUCCCGAACUACAUGUUUUGGCGAUACGUGGACGAGGGGGAUAGGGAAAUCAUUGCGCUGAGUUGUAUGCAAAUGAUCCAUCAGCUGCUCAGUUUGAAUUUUUCCAAAGAAUCGGCUGCAAACGUCAGUCGCCCAAUCUAUAUUCUGUACAGAGCAUGUCUGUACAGCCUUCUAUUUUUGGAUGCAGGGGCUGCACUGCUGCGGAUUGUUGGAUCAGGUGACCACUACAUCCAGGCUCUUAUGGAGCAACAAGUGAGCUGGGCAGCAGGACGUGGGUUGACAUUCAUUCGUGUGGUACAGCUAGCAUUGUCAGUCCUCAACAGACUUAUGAUCCUGAAGGACUCAAUCAAGGAAGAAGAUAAACCUUGCCCACUGGAACAAAGCAUCUACACACAACCAUCUCAGAAACAUGGUUUGAAGAUUGUGUUGGUAGUAGCCAAUUAUAUAUAUCAUUGCUUCAACCCUAAUCUUCCACCUUUGGCCGUGAAGCUUUUGAGGAGGUUUGCUGUGAAUAUGCCCAAAGCUCUGAUGUCUUGUAUGGGAAUGAAGCCGGAAGUCGUGCGUCACACAUUCAUUGCUCGUCUUAACUCGGAUAUUGAAAGUCCUGCCCUCAAGGUUGCCAUCCUGGAAUUAGUGACAUCCUGCGUAGAACACCAGCCUGCACUUGCAGAUGCAUUUCUGAAUGUUCACUAUCCUGCAGAGUCAAAGCGUAUGUUCCAGAAGAAACAGAAGAAAGAUGAUGUGGAAGGUGGAUGCCUUAUUUUUGCCUGCUCGGUUCUCAAUAACAUCGAAAAGGACCCUGAUGUGGUCACUAGCCCUGUGUAUCAGGCUUUGAUGAACCUUAUUCAUGCUCUAUGGACUGGGCACAAGGAACUAGUUCUCAACUUCUUACGAAGCAGAAGUGACUUUUGGAAUGGUUUCUGUGCACCACUCUUCCAGAAAACAAGCUAUAAUGCUCAAGGUUAUUCCCAGGUUUUUGAUAUUAUCAGCUUGGACUUGUUUUGGUAUGGUGGAAAAGUUGAUGCUAAGUUGGAAGUAAUGUUGACAAGAUUCUUCAAAGAGAAUGACUAUCUUCGAACAUGGUCUAAGUUUGUUGUAGAGUCACUUACUGUGAAGGAACAGCUGAUGGAGGUGUCUGGUGAAGAAAAAUAUCCACAAAAUAUAGCAUUGGCAACUGCCUGGAAGAACUUUCUGAUAGUUGCAAUGAAGCACUUGCCAUUUGAAUUAACACCAGAACAUAAAUACUUUUUAGCAGAUGAUGCCCGCAGAGCACUAAUUCAGGAACUGGAGGAAAUGGGAAGCAUGAAAUCGAUUGUUCUCCUAGCUGAGCUCUGCUUAAUACUCACUACAAAGUGGGGAAGGGACUCCAUAGAAGAUGAAAAAUUGACACUUACUCAGCUGCAUAAAAUUCUUUAUCAUGUGUCACUUUCAUAUGAUGCGUUUCAUAUCCGUGCCAAAGAAGCUAGCCUUGCAUUGGCAUUACGUCUGGUCCACCUGCUUCGUCAUGGAAUUCGGGAGGAUAGCAUCACAGCAGACUGUCUAAUGCAAGCAAGCUGUCAGAUCGUAGGCAUCGAAGUGUACAACUUGCCGUGUAUACCCAGGCUUGAUGACUGCGUGCAGUCCGGAGAGCAAACGCAACAAGAAUGUAAAUCUGAAGAAAUGGAAGAUGAGAAGGGUCAAGAGAAGGAAGUCACCCCAUGUGGUCACAUGACUUGCACACUGAGCCUGUGUCUGAUGCAGAAAUUGCUUAAUAUACUGACCUGGAGUGAUGGAUGGCAGGGUAACUUCAGACAGUGUAAAGUGGUCAGCAAGGUCCUUGCAGCUGUGGGCCACAUCCUCCAUAUGCCUGGGCAAUUCAGUUUUGCUGUAACACUGAUGAAUGUACUUCUGGUGCUCUCUCAGACGGAGUUUUCUGAGAGUAUGAUUCACUCAGGUGUGAUGCAGCACUUGUGGGUGCAGCUUCUUCCUCCAUCGGUACCAGAAGAAGCCACUGAGCAAGUGAAUUCAUCAACAAGACCAAAACAUUGGACAGAACUCAACUGGCCACAAGUGUACAAGCCUGCUCUGGAAAUGCUUACUGUCCUGCUACAGACUAAAAAACAUUUGUUUCUGGAUGAAGUGAUAACAUUCAUGGGAAUUCAUGAGGAACAUAUCAUCGCAUGCAUCAUGGACAUUCGUCACUCACUGGACAAGUGGCCCUUGGAUCUGGCUGUAACAGCUCUCACGUUGAUUCUGGAACUAUCAAAGUACAAGUACACUUGGAGACUUACUCAUGAGAAGUCAAUGUUUGCCAUCAUGAAAGCUGUGAUGGUGUGUCUCAGUAGCUGUGUGUCAUAUCUCAUUCAUCCAAGAUUACUGAAGAUCAUGGUUGAGAGGCCACCGAUAGCCUCAACCCAGCAUCUCAAAGCUAUGGUAACAGAAGAUCCAGAAAUUUCACCACAUCUCAUUAGUAUUCAGAAUAGGCUGUUGGAUGUGGUGUGCUUGUGUAUGGCCACCUUGAUCCCGUAUUCUCCCAGUGUUGUAAGUCUGCUGACUGACUUUCGAGAAUGUGAGGUGGAGUGGGAACCUCUUGUGGAAAUUACUUUCACAGCACCAGCAUUGAGCUUCAGCAGACCUUCCCCCACAAUGUCACAGGAAGUACUACCCUCGUUAACUUUCGGAUCCCUGAUUGCAUUUGCCAAUAUCUGCACCUCGGCUCUUGGCAGAACGGGCCGUACCCCUUCUCCAGGCGUUGGCAGAUGUGUGACAAGUCCAUUGGCAGGUGGUAUGGCUGUGGCAUCAGGCUUAAAUGCAACAUGGGUGUCAACCAUGGACAAAUAUCGUGUAACAAUGGGACUUGAGCUAAGUCUGACUCUGGUGGCAUCACAAGGCAUUACGCAUCUUAUGGACCAUCACUUGUGUCAGUGGGAGAAGCAAAUUAUCAAACGAGAAAUAGGCACUGAAAUGGCCCUUUUCUUGGACUAUGCAAAACGCAACCUACGUAACAUUCGAGAUGGCACUGAAAGUAGCCGCAGUUUUACUGGUGAGGGAAUCAGUUGGAGCCGGUUUCCAGGAUCAGCAGCAGCAAUGGUUCUCUCUAAGCGGCCAUACAGUGCAAGUUCACUUCCUGUAGUUCGACGUCUGUGGCGUGAUUCGCCAUCCAAGGAGACCGAUAACCCAAAGACUCUUGAUACUGCACAUGACACUGAACACUCAAAUUUUGAACUGGAUAAUGUUUUUUCAAGGCAAGCAGGAAGCAGCUUUGAAGUGGAUUCAAGAUCCAUUCCACAUGACAGUGGUAGGCAGGAAUCCAGUCAUGGUACUGCAGACCACAAUAUUAGGCUUAGUGCUGGCUUUCAAGUAUCCGAACAAGCAUGGCAAUCAGUGCGACAGGCAGAAGGAACUCAAGAUUCAGGACCACAGAAAGAAUUAGAUUCAGUGACGUCUGCACUAAGUACUGAGGUGGGUCCAAAAGAGAAAAGCACCAAUGUGGAGGCAAGUCAGACACUGAUAUUCAAACCAAAAGUCAUCCAUUCUGAUCAUAAUGUGAAACAUCAACCUCAGUCUGAGCCUUCAAGUAGUAAACGUAGCUGGUCUUCCGCAAUAGGUGUUCCAGAUACAAAGACUGCUGCUAGUAAGGCUCCCAGGAGUCCUCAGCCUUCGCAGUCAGAUGAUGCUAUAGAAAAUGUUGCUUCUCAGUUUGGUUAUAGUGAAGAUUAUUUUAGAUUAAUGGCUCAUAUUUUUAAUUGCAUCUUUCGAUGAGAUAAAACUAUGUGAUGCUUGAGUUUCAUUUGCAUUGGACAAGGAAUAUAUUGUCAAUAAAUUAA
Molecule: messenger RNA, 5781 nt
Organism: Cryptotermes secundus
Lineage: Eukaryota; Metazoa; Arthropoda; Insecta; Blattodea; Kalotermitidae
Gene: Nup188
Product: nucleoporin NUP188 homolog
Biological process (GO): RNA export from nucleus; protein import into nucleus
Cellular component (GO): nuclear pore inner ring
Molecular function (GO): structural constituent of nuclear pore
Source: RefSeq, a predicted model, not a curated record